Molecule: messenger RNA, 2491 nt
Organism: Mytilus californianus (California mussel)
Lineage: Eukaryota; Metazoa; Mollusca; Bivalvia; Mytilida; Mytilidae
Product: probable deoxyhypusine synthase
Exons: 9
Coding region: 138-1292 (384 amino acids)
Biological process (GO): peptidyl-hypusine biosynthetic process
Cellular component (GO): cytoplasm
Molecular function (GO): deoxyhypusine synthase activity
Source: RefSeq, a predicted model, not a curated record
UAUUGACAUUGAACGAAUAAAAUUGCACCACAAAUCCAAUCAAGGCAAACAGUGAGAAGACGCACGUUUGUCGUUUUCCCUGAUAAAAAUUAAGUGAUUUGCCACAGAUUCCAAUAUAUCAGACACACUUAAUAGAAAUGCAAAAUCAGCUUCCUCAAUUAGUGGCAGAUGCUGUUUUGGUCAAAAGUGAAGCUAUGCCUGAAUGCUCAGAAACAGUGAAAGGUUAUGAUUUCAACAAUGGUGUCAAUUACCAUGAGUUAUUGGAAUCUUAUAAGAGAUGUGGAUUUCAGGCCACUAAUUUUGGAAAAGCUGUAGAGGAAAUAAAUAAAAUGAUUGAUAAAAAGAUGGAAGGAAUACCUAAAGAGAAGAAGGAAGACUAUUAUGAUAACCCCUGUAACAGACAGAGAAGUAACUGUAGUAUUUUUCUUGGCUUUACCUCCAACAUGAUUUCUACUGGUGUUCGUGAGAUGCUUAGGUACCUUGCAGAACAUAAUAUGGUUGAUUGUAUAGUUACAACAGCAGGUGGUAUAGAGGAAGACUUCAUCAAAUGUUUAGCUCCAACUUAUCUUGGUGAUUUCAACAAGUAUAAAGGAGGAGAUCUUAGAGACAGAGGAAUAAAUAGAAUUGGCAACUUAUUAGUACCUAAUGACAACUACUGUAAAUUUGAAGACUGGUUGAUGCCAAUUUUAGAUAAAAUGCUGGAGGAACAAAAAUCAGAGGGCACUCAUUGGACUCCAUCUAAAGUAAUUGACAGACUAGGGAAAGAGAUUGAUAAUCCAGAAUCUGUUUAUUACUGGACACACAAGAACAACAUUCCAGUUUUCUGUCCAGCUUUAACAGAUGGAUCAUUGGGUGACAUGAUUUAUUUCCAUUCCUACAAAAAUCCAGGACUUGUCAUAGAUCUAGUUGAAGGUAGGUCUAUAAAAACCCAUGACUUGACAGGACAAGGUAAGGAUAUAAAAAGAAUAAACAACCAGGCAGUUUAUGCCUUGAACACAGGAAUGAUAAUUAUUGGAGGUGGAGUGAUCAAACAUCAUAUAUGUAAUGCUAAUUUAAUGAGAAAUGGAGCAGAUUUUAGUGUAUUUAUCAACACAGCCUCCGAGUUUGAUGGAAGUGAUUCUGGUGCCAGGCCAGAUGAAGCAAUAUCCUGGGGAAAGAUUAAAAAGACAGCUACACCUGCAAAGGUUUAUGGAGAGGCAACAUUGAUAUUUCCCUUGAUAAUGGCAGAGACAUUUGCAAGGAGGGAAAAAGAAUUCAAGGAGUUAAAAGCUCAGAGUGAGCAUAGACCAUAGUCAGCAGCCAUAAUCAAUAACUUAUCAUGCAAAACCUAAAUAAGCUGGGUCUAAACUAUACCAGGAUAAGAAGAUAGUCUUCAGUACAGUUUCAAAGAUCAGAAUCUUACUCUGGAACAUGGCCUGACAGUGAUCAAGAUGCUUUUCAGACAAAGAAAGUUCUAGAUUGCAAGUGGCAUGAAGUGCUGUGUUUUAUAUCUUUCUUUUCUCUAUAAGAAUAGGGAAACAUUAUACUACACUUCAAGAUAUUGCCCUCCUUGGAAAGAGUAUCAAAUGGUUCCAGCUCGUAGCUUUAUGAGUUUAACAUUCAAUUAUGCAUGUAAUUUCCAUUGUAACAAAAAAAAUCACUUGAUAACAGAUUAUUUUGCUAUAAAAAAUUAUUUAUUCUCCCUAAAUUAGUUUUAAUGUACUUAUUAUUUUUCUGUGCUGUAAGGAGAUAAAACAACCAAAACACUUCAUAGAACUUUUUAUUUUCUGACACAAUUCUGUGUCCGCUCUUAAUUUUAAUAUACAUUUCCUAAUCAAUAUUCUAUGAUUAUGUCAUGCAGUGCCUUGCACAGCCAUUUUUUUUUAACAAGUGUAUUUACAAAUAAAUUUAAAGAUUGAAUCAUGACUAGCUGAUUAGUAGUGAUAUAAAAUAUACUUUUUAGACUUUUAUCAGAUUUAUAAUAAUGAAAAUGUAAAAAUUUGACUACUGCUACAAGAAUUUUUUGUUGUUAUUUACUGCCAUUUUAAGUAAUCUUGGCUUCACCAUGGUCGCCAGUUUACAUUGGUGGAGUAUCUGGAGAGUUCCACAACCUUCAGCAGGAAAACUAGCAAUCCUUGUCAAUUGCCCUGUCAGACUCAAACAUACCUAGCCACAAGUGGGAUUUCAACCUCACAACCAAAGAGUUGACAGACUAGACUAGUGACCACUGUAGACCACUUGUCCACCCAGGAUCCCUCAGUAACAAAAAAUGUUUGAUACACACAUUUUUCAUAUCUUACUAUAAAAGGUGAGAUUUUUUUGUGUUCAACGUAUGAGAUGUGAUGAGUUUGAAUAGACAGUGUCUUAAAAGGUCAAAAUUAAGAAAAAAGUUUCAAUCCUAUUUCUUUAUUUUCAAGAGUACGUAAAUAUAAGUCAAUGUUAAUAUUUCUGCGUUAUUGUUUCAGAUACAUUAUUAUGUUUCAUUAUUAAAUAGAAGUCACAUGCAAAGUUU